Emiliania huxleyi CCMP1516 is the source of this 516-nucleotide messenger RNA. RefSeq lists its product as hypothetical. The record is from RefSeq and is a predicted model, not a curated record. Bases 1 to 516 code for a protein of 171 amino acids. The transcript has a single exon. Lineage: Eukaryota; Haptophyta; Isochrysidales; Noelaerhabdaceae.
AUGGCUGUCGCGCUGGAGUCUGUCGACGCAGAUCAAGACGACUCCAGCAGCGGCGAGAUCGUCGGCGCAGAGGACGACGAGGCGGUCGAGGUCAGUGGUGACCGCCUCGACGAUGUCGACACGCCUUCCAGUGGCGACAGUCCGACGUCACGUGGCGACAGCCCAACUUCGCAGCCGCAAACCUCCGAGGAUGGCAGCGGCCUAUGGCGGCUGCUGCUGACGGCAUCCGCCUCAGCCGCGACCACCGCCGUCGGCAUGGCGCUCCUCUUCACGCGUUGGAUUCGGGAGGCGGCGCCGCCAGAGCUGCGGUACGCGCCGAGCGAGGAGAAUGUCAAGCUCGUCAUGGCGGUGCCGCUCCUGCUUCGGUCGUACAUCCCGAACGUGCUCACGCGGAACGGGCACCUCGCCUCCCUCUUUGGCUACAUCAAGCUCCCCUCGUGGCGGCACCGCUGCGACCGCGAGCUAGUUCCGCUCUCCGACGGUGGCACUGUCUCAGUCGAGUGGUCCCACCUCUAG